Oldenlandia corymbosa var. corymbosa is the source of this 495-nucleotide messenger RNA. The record is from the annotation of a GenBank genome assembly. NCBI's taxonomy places the organism in Eukaryota, Viridiplantae, Streptophyta, Magnoliopsida, Gentianales, Rubiaceae.
AUGGAUCAAGAUGAUUCUUGUCGAGGUCGUGGAAGAAAUAAAUACUUUUGGACAGAAGAUGAAGUGCAGAUAUUGAUACAAGUUCUUCAAAGUAUGGCUUGUGAUCCGUCGUGGAAAACUGAUAGCGGUUUUAAGAGUAACUACAUGAGUGAGGUGCUAAAGAGAAUUCUUGACAUAAUGCCUAAUUUCACCAAGAAAGUUACGCCUCAUCUUGAGUCAAAAAUCAAAUGGCUAAAGUCAAAAUUCCAUUGUAUCAUUGACAUGCUGAGAGAGAGCGGUUGUCAAUGGAAUGAUGUGGAGCAAAAAAUAGCAUGUGAAAAGCAAUGGUUCGAUAGCUAUUGUCAGACUCAUAAGGAAGCAAAUGGAAUGUGGGAUUUUAAAUUCCCAUACUUGAAUCAACUUGAAUUGGUAUAUGGAAGAGAUAGAGCUACUGGAACAGAGCUCACAUUGUUGUUCUCUUCUUCAGCUGAGAAAUCAGUUUCACAAGAGUUUUGA